AUGGAUCAGGGACACAUCAACGACCCAUCGGCAGGAAGCGCUGGUAUAAUUGCUUCCGAGAUCGCAGACAGCGAGCACUUGUUGGAUAAAAGUGGAUCUUCCAUUGGAGCAUAUGGUUCUACUGAGACACGCGACAACCAGGAAUUGGAUGUGGAUGAGAUAAACGGAUCUUUGCCAAAAGCACAGUUUUACACAUUAAUUGGCAGCAUCUAUAUGGCUAGCUUCUUGGCAGCUUUGGAUACAACAGUUGUCACAACUUUAUUGACUGUAAUCGCUUCAGACUUGAAUGCAGUUGAGAAUAUAAGCUGGAUAGCCACUGCUUACCUUUUAUCAUGUUCCGCUUUCCAACCAAUAUAUGGCAAAUUAUCCGAUAUAUUUGGAAGAAAAAUUCUCCUUUUAAUUUGCUGUUUUCUUUUCGCGGUAGGUUGUUGCAUCUGCGUCACCGACUCGCUUUUGCUUUUAGUCAUUGGACGUUUUGUCACAGGCUGUGGUGGUUCAGGGCUAACCACUCUAGGUACAAUCACCAUGUCAGACUUGAUUCCCCUUAGAGAUAGAGGCUUGUACCAGGGUUUAGCAAACAUUUGCUUUGGCCUAGGUGCUGCAUCUGGGGGUAUCGUUGGGGGUGUUGUUGCUGAUAUUUUCGGUUGGAAAUGGGUAUUCAUCUUUCAAGUGCCUCUCGCGAUUAUUGUCGGGAUUGCAAUCUUUGCGUUUCUUAAUUUACCCGAAGGAUCCCCUGGAUUAGGUGCUACAGGAACAGACUUUUACGAGAAAUUAAAACGCGUGGAUUUUCUUGGUGCAUUUUUUUUGGUGUCAUCGCUUAUGGUAAUUCUCACAACAGCGUCAAUUGGGGGCACACAAUUCGCGUAUUCUUCGAAAACUUUCAUUGGGUUGGUGGCUCUUUCUGCUACCCUUUUAUCCUUAUUUAUUUAUACAGAGUGCUACAUCUCUGAUGAACCUAUCAUUCCAAUGGAAGUUAUGACUGAGAGGACAGUGUUGGCUUCUUCGCUCACAAAUUGGUUCUACACAAUGGGUGUUUUCACAUACCUUUUCUUCAUUCCUUUGUUUUUUCAAACAGUGAUGGGACUUUCCGCUACCCAGAGUGGCGAGAGAGUUAUACCCAAUUUCUUUGCUGUAUCGCUUGGAUCAGUUGGCGCAGGUCUCUACAUGAGAAAAACUGGUAGAUACUACUCUUUAACAGUUGUUGUUGGUAUCAUUUCUUUAUUAGGAAUGUUUAGGGUAUUGAAUUUAUCACCUGAGUCGUCGUUGUUCACACAAUUUACAGUUUUGAUUCCUCCUGGAUUUGGCUAUUCGUGUAUCUUGACAGUCACGCUACUUUCACUCAUUGCUGCUGUUCCAAUGAAAUAUCAAGCAUGCACCACUUCUAUUCAGUAUACCUUUCGGGCGACAGGUUCUACGAUUGGUGUGUCAAUAGCUAGUGCAAUUUUUCAGAAUACUGUCAAAACUAAUUUAUCUCACAACAUUCACCAGGUGAUUUCAGACCCCAAAUUGGCAGAAAAGAUCAUUAGAAGGGCUCUUGAAAAUACAAAUUAUGUUAGGGAGGCUCCAGAAAUUGUUCAAAGUGCUAUCAAGCAAGCCUACAAUUCAGGAUGCAAAGGAACUUUUAUUUUCAGUACCGUUACAAUUGCUUUGGGAUAUAUCUCGUCAUUGUUCAUGAGAGAGCACGUUCUCCAUAAGUCAAUGAGUAGAAAAUAA
This is a messenger RNA of Metschnikowia bicuspidata var. bicuspidata NRRL YB-4993, 1713 nucleotides long. RefSeq lists its product as uncharacterized. Bases 1 to 1713 code for a protein of 570 amino acids. Lineage: Eukaryota; Fungi; Ascomycota; Pichiomycetes; Serinales; Metschnikowiaceae. Gene Ontology annotation, molecular function: basic amino acid transmembrane transporter activity. Gene Ontology annotation, biological process: transmembrane transport; basic amino acid transport. Gene Ontology annotation, cellular component: fungal-type vacuole membrane. The transcript has a single exon. The record is from RefSeq and is a predicted model, not a curated record.